Gambusia affinis (western mosquitofish) is the source of this 3433-nucleotide messenger RNA. RefSeq names its product neurexophilin-1. Gene Ontology annotation, molecular function: signaling receptor binding. The record is from RefSeq and is a predicted model, not a curated record. Bases 178 to 1044 code for a protein of 288 amino acids. Lineage: Eukaryota; Metazoa; Chordata; Actinopteri; Cyprinodontiformes; Poeciliidae. The transcript has 2 exons.
AGACGUGAAAACGCCUCCGUUGUCACCGCAGCGCCGCAGAAACCCUCCCGUUUGCCCGGCUGAUGCCUGGAUGACCCCCGCCUGGAUCAUCGCCUCCCUCACUCCUUGAGUUUGACAGCUGAUUGCAGCUCAUCCAGCAGGAGAUCCUCCUCUUGUUUUCUCUUCCUUCUCCCUGAAAUGAGGCGAACGGCGGACAUGAAGAGCACAUGUCUGUGGGCCGCCGCUGCGCUGCUGUCACUCAGCUCUCUGGUGACCAAUGCUGAUUCCCCUCACUCCGGAAGUUCGGACUUGAGACAGAGCUCCAAAUCCAAAGUGAAGACGUACUGGACUGAAAGCAACAAAGCGGUCUCCAUCAGUCGCCUGCUGUCUCAAACCAUCUACGGAAAGGAGAACUUCACCUCGGUGGAUCUGAAUUAUAACGACGCGGACGCCUACUCCAAACCGGAGCAGUGGAACUGGCUUUACAACGUUUCAACUCCGCGCGACCCGCGGCCUCGCACGAAAAGACGGCCCAUCGUCAAGACCGGGAAGUUCAAGAAGAUGUUCGGCUGGGGCGAUUUCCAUUCUAACAUCAAAACCGUGAAGCUGAACCUCCUCAUCACCGGGAAAAUAGUGGAUCACGGCAACGGCACCUUCAGCGUCUACUUCCGGCACAACUCCACCGGCCAGGGCAACGUUUCCGUCGGGCUCGUUCCCCCGACGAAGGCAGUGGAGUUCCAGGUCCAUCCGCAGCAGCACUUCCACCAACAUAACCACAACCAGCAGCAGCAGACGGCUCUGGAGACCAAAGACACCAAGCUGUUCAACUGCAGGGUGGAGUAUGAGAAGGUGGAGAAGGGCACCAGGAACUCUCUGUGCGCCCACGACCCGUCGCAGAGCUGCCCGCAGGAGCAGACGCAGAGCCACGUGUCCUGGCUGUGCUCCAAACCCUUCAAGGUCAUCUGCAUCUUCAUCACCUUCUACAGCACCGACUACAAGCUGGUCCAGAAGGUCUGCCCGGACUACAACUACCACAGCGACACCCCCUACCUCCCCACUGGGUGAUCACAUGACCAAACAGGAAGGGAGAAAGACACACCGUCUGCCGGGCCAGGAGUCCAACUUCAGAUGUUGACCAACUUAUUUUUCUUUUUUCCUUUAAAUUACAACAGACGUAUCCUUGUGAGAGGAGGAAGAGUUCGUUAGGGAAGAACUUCUAGGAUUGCAAUACCAUUAAUAAAUGCAUAGCUGUUUUUGGAAAGGAAGCUCAAGCAAACUGUGAACAUACACCGAUUGUAUUCAUGUAAAUAUUCUGGACUACAGCACACACACAAAAAAAGGUUUUAUUAUCAUUGUUUCCUCUCCAACUAAUUUACUUGUUUAUGUUGAUGGUGUAUUUCCGUCUCAAUCAUGCUUCGUGUCUUCUUCAAUCAGUCUCUGGUAAUCUUUGCAAAUGCAUAAAUGUCAAUGCAAAUAAGAAGAAUCUUUCAGCACGCGUUUGGAGGGCGUAAUGGAAAACGCAAACAAUAUUUCGAGUGGUGUUGUUUUCCGCAGUGUGGUUCGUUAAGAGCGAGUGUAUCUCUCUGAUGUCGUCGUUGGACUCUCAUCCAUGUUCAUGCAUGAAUCGAAUGUGGUGAACGGCUAAAUAAGGCCCGUUUAUAUUGUCAUUUUAUUGCUCCUGUCAGAAGAAAUCUUCGUCAAGUCUCAGCUGCGAUAGGAAACAAGGUAGAAAACAGUUCUGUUGAAAACAGUUGUGUGUUUGAGGUGACACUGAAUGACACCAUCUGGGAGCGCCAAACAGAUCAAAAAUGUUGCAAUAAAUAAAUAAAAGUUGCAGAAGACAUGAAAGAUGACAGAGAUGCAGAAGGUUAUUUUCUGUGCAAAAAAUAACUGCUCUAAAUCAGUUUCUCUUUAAAUAUUUUUUUUCUUUUGAAUGUUGCAUAAAACAAAAAUGGUGUAAUAAAACAAGGAGCUGGUAGAGAAAUAUGUAAUCAAGUAUUCACUUGAUACACUGCAAAAACAGAAAGUUUUACCAAGUAUUUUAACUGGUUUUUAGUGCAAAUAUCUUAGAAAUGAGACAAAACUAGAUAACUUUUCGUCAGGACAUAGGAACUUUAUAUAUAUAUAUAUAUAUAUAUAUAUAUAUACUGUUUAUUUAAUAUUUUUCAUUACAAUGAAACGUACAACACACACAGAACUUGGGGCACUGAUUCAUAGUUAAAUAUAGUAGCUUUUUGAGUUAAUUACUCCCUAAUAUUGAUGAAAAAAAUGAAAAAUUAUUUCACUUAAACAUGAAAAAAAUAUCUUAUUGUAAAUUAAAUAAUCCAACAAUAGAACUGGUACGUUUAUCACUAUUAAGGAAUUAUUUUCUCAAAACAAGCAAACUGAAAAGUUACCUAUAAGUUAAUUUUCUUCUUUCAAAUGUACUAAGAUAUUUGCAGUGGAAAAUUCAACCAAAAUUACUUGGUUUAAGAUUUUGUGUUUUUGCAGGGUAGCCAUCUGUUCCAGACAGCCAAAACAAAUACUUUGUUUAAAAAUAUAGAACAAAAAAUGAAAGAUAAAAUCUGUAAGUUCAACGUGUAAAAGCCAUAAAAAUCUCCAAAGGAGAGAACGUGAAUUAAAUCAGCAGGCGCUAAUCACAUAUCAAAUGUUUGCACCUCUGGUUAUCAGAAAAGGCAGAUUAUGCAUCAGACUAACACUUCUGCUAAUGACACUGGAUGUUGCGAUCAGCCAUUAAAGCUUCAUUACAUGAAUUGGAAGCCAGUGGCUCCAUGCAAGGCAUUUGGAGAAAAUGAACACAGUAAAAGAAGGAAGCUCUGCAGAGUCAACAGCACAGAGUAGAGAAUGAAUUAAAAUGCCAAUAGGAAACCUGUAUGAAAAAAGAAAAAAAAAAGUACAAAUGUGCACCUAGGGGCACAAUCACUGCUGUCUAUUUAAAUUCAGAGCCCUUUCACUGUGUAUGCAGUCCUAUGCACAGCUCUGUUAAUAGCAGCCUGGACUACUUCCAAUAUGCGAAGGAGGGCUGAAUUUUCUGACAAGGCGGCCUAAAGAACUCGUCUGCCUGUGGGAUGAGAGCGCGCAAAGAGGAAUUUAUGAUGUGGAGGAACGAGGCUGGCAGAAAUCACUGGAAACACCUGACUCGUAAAUUGAGAGCGUGUUUCUGUCAGCGACAAGAAGGAAUGACUAAUGUUUCAGAUUGCUGUUUGGGCCAGUUCUUUCAUCUCAAUAAAGUGACUUUGAUAGUUUGCCGCCCAUAGAAAAAUGUGCCAGGGACAGUUUGUUAAGCUUCAAAGAAUUAAAGCGGCACUUUGCAGAGACAAUGCAGCCUCAUUAUGCACAUAAUCUCGCAAGUGUAAACAGUCUGGCAGGAAAGUGUUGGGUGUGAGAGCUGCUGAAAGACAUCUGUAAUUGCAUAUUUUUCUGCAUACCCUUUAAGACCCUGACAAAAAUAACC